Molecule: messenger RNA, 8972 nt
Organism: Ctenopharyngodon idella (grass carp)
Lineage: Eukaryota; Metazoa; Chordata; Actinopteri; Cypriniformes; Xenocyprididae
Gene: minar1
Product: membrane integral NOTCH2 associated receptor 1
Exons: 5
Coding region: 619-3288 (889 amino acids)
Biological process (GO): negative regulation of TOR signaling; negative regulation of cell population proliferation
Cellular component (GO): plasma membrane
Source: RefSeq, a predicted model, not a curated record
CUCUUUUCCAUUUAAACAUGUAUGCGUCCCCAGUCACCACGAACUGAACAUACAUAGGUCUGUCAGAAGAGCGCGAGAGAGCAGCGUUAUCCUAAUGCAGUGUUUGCGAUCAGCCCGACGCGUUUCCCGCAUGGCUGAGCCACUGACGCGUCACGUUGCGUGUUCUAUUAAAUGUAUAAUGCGAUCUAAUUCCCGUUGUCAAUUCCUCAACCUGUAUCCACGCGCUCGCAAAUGUACUUAAGGUGAAAUUACGUCAUUCUAGGUGGAAACAAAGACGAGUUGAGCUCUCUGAGCUCCAUCAGAUGGAGAGAGAGCAGCUCCCUCGCCAAACUCCCCCUGCAAUCCGGAUGGGAUACAGAUGAAGAGAGGCCAUUCCAUAGCAUUCCCAAUGGUCAGGAGGACGCGGGGAUAUGAUGUUGAUGCAUGUGCCGUUGCAACUGCAAAGAAAUGUCUGUGGAUUAAUAAUGCACUUCUGAGUUAAACGUCCCUGUCCAGUUUUUUUCACUGUCGAUCCGGAGGACAGCAGAUGGGACCGUUGAAUAGACUGGAGGGACCAGUGCAGUGGGGCACAAACACAUAGGCUGUCCUUUCUUCACAAAAUCAAGAAUCAAAACAGCAAUGGAUGCCAUGCCAGAGUAUUCCCUCUUUCUUGUGAGGAUUUUGGAGGAGUUGGAUACAAAGUACAGUACAGUUUCGUACCAAGACCUUUGUAAGUCCUUGUGUGCCAGGUUUGACUUGGUCCAUUUGGCUAAGCUGAGGAGUUUGCUAUUCUACACAGCAUGUUUGGAUCCAGCUUUCCCUGCAACCUUAUUCAAAGACAAGAUGAGGUGCUCGGUGGAGGACCAACAGUCCAAGAAGCUCAUGGUUGCUGCGGACAUUGUCACCAUGUUUAAUCUCAUCCAGAUGAAUGGAGGAAUGGCCAAAGACAAGCUGCCAAUGGGUCCGAGACCCAAGUUUCACAAGAACCAAUCCUUUGAGUCCUGUCGAUCUGACACAGAUGUGUAUAAAUUCAACGACAAUGACAGGGCGUACAACCUCUUGGACACCAGGGGUCAUCACAUCUCACGCAAGUCACCCUGCCCGAAGUCUGACUGCAACAACUGCCAGCAGUUUAUACCAACCUCAGACCCCAACUUCCUCUUGGGAGUCACCAAGGAUUUGAAAUGUAGGGCAGCAUCUCUGGAUAAACUACAGCAUCUGCCACAGUACGCCAGCGCCAGUCCUCCUCCGUGCGAGAUGCAGAGCACUUACUUCCCCAUGGACAUCGACAGCGAGUCUACAACGGACCAGGAAUCUCUCCAUGUCAACCCAGGGAUAGAGCCUUUCACCGUGCACUCGUGUGUGAAAAAGCGGAAUAUCUUCAAAGAGGAUUUUCACAACCUUGUUGCCUUCUCGCCCCACGUGAUCACCACGGAGUGCAGAGCGAAUCCCAAAGCUGGUGGCGAUUACCACCACAGGAGGGAGCUGAGCAAGCCUCCCACUUUCUUCAAUCACAGUUUUGAGCUGCCGUACAGCAAUCCAUACUUUGAACCCAUCAGCUCACCCAUCCAGAACAAAGGGCGGGUUAAGCAUGAGAGCCUGGACGACUUGCAAGCAUCCACCUACUUUGGACCUACAACAGUUUCCGAAUGCGUGAGCAGCAGGAGGACUUCUAGCAAGCAUGGCAAACAACCAGCCUGGCCUGUCAAGAGUUUGAGUCUCAAUACCGAAGAAGGUCCUGAUUUUGAGAGGUCCUUCUUGAACGGAAAAUUGGCAAAGGACAAUCAUCGUCAUAACAUGGAAAACGACCAACACUUUCAGUGUGCAAAAGACAAGCCCACUGCCUCUCCCUCAGGUUUCUCCAAGAAGUCAAAUGGAACCAAAACAAAAGACAUGGCUUCUGUGGCUUGCGGACCGAGUGUUGAGAAAAGAGAGGGUGGGAAAAGGUACAAGGACAAGAGCAUCAACUGUCCAUCGUUUCAAUCAAGUAAUGCGGACAAUGGCAUGAGUGUUGGGACCCAGACGGAACAAUCCGAACCUAGGAAAGUGAAAGAUUACCCCGUUCACAACAAAUAUGGAGAGAGGCCGCCAUUCAAACACUCAGACGAAGACUCGGAGAUUGUCAGCGACGAUAUCAGCGAUAUCUUUCGCUUUCUGGAUGACAUGAGUGUGUGUGGCUCUCUUGGAGUUGUGCAGUCAUCAUGCUACAACAGCAACGGCUCACUGUCUCAGGUGACUAAAUCAGAUGGGGACAGCUCACCUGAACACAACACUGUCAAGCUGGGCAAAACCAGCAUCAAACUUGACCGCCUCUUCCAGUCACUGGAGAACUCUGAUGAUGAGCUCAAAGAGAGCGUCUGCAAACUGGUACUCAGGAUUGGAGAGAUUGAGAAGAAGCUUGAGUCUCUUUCAGGGGUGCGAGGAGAGAUCUCUCAGGUCCUCUCGAAGCUUACUAAACUGGAUGAGAAGAUUCAAGAACCAGAGGCUAAUGGGAAAUCAAAUGAUAAUGGUGUGGUGGAGCAGAUUAAAACUGAUGCGAACCUCUCACCUCACGUUUUCCAGUGUCACACCACUGGACACAACAUGAAGGUGGAAAAAAGUCCAGAAUGGACUUGCUGCCCGGAGGCUGAUGGGAGCGAAAGCUUGAGGGUUAAAGCUUUAAAGAAAAGCGUAUUCACGCGCAGGUCGUCCAGGUCACUAACCGAGGAGAACAGCGCCACUGAGUCCAAAGUGGCCAGCAUCACCAACUCACCUCGAGACUGGAGGACUGUUUCUUACUCCAGUCACACAGGGGAAGAAGGGAAAGAAAGAGACCGGCACAGUGAAGGCAAGGACAGACAUAGGAAAUCCAGAGAGACAGAUCGACAGUAUGACGCCCACCAGGCCCACCGUUCCUCAAAGCCGCACAAGGACUCCUACCUGGUGGAGCAGGUGUUCAGCCCACACCACUUCCCUCCCGCGGUCAAGUCUCAUGUGAAGGGCAGUCCUCUCUAUACGGACCUGCGCCUGACCGGCCUCGCCGACGCCAAGCGUUCCCAGCCCUCCUGGACCAUUGAAGAGUACAAACGCAACUCAGGAGACAAGAACAAGCUCAGUGCCUUGGACCUGCAGGUCCAGGAGUCACUCAACCCCAACAAUCUGGAGUACUGGAUGGAGGACAUCUACACGCCAGGCUAUGAUUCGCUGCUGAAGCGCAAGGAGGCGGAGUUUCGCAGAGCAAAGGCGUGUAAAAUUGGAGCGCUGAUCGCUGCGGCCGCCUGCACUGUGAUACUGGUCAUCGUAGUGCCCAUUUGCACCAUGAAGUCUUGAGGUUUCUAUCUGUUUUUUUCUGUCAGAUGGUGUUUGUAUCACUGUAUUCUUUACUGGCGUUGCACAGACGCUGGGACAAACAUGGGACUUCAUUUGUGGAGGUCUGUAAUUAUGUCUGAUUUCAGCCACCGGCCUUAGACUUUCUUGGAAUGUCAAUCGAAAUAUAUCACAACAAAGAGUUAAGGAUUGCAAUUUGACGUUUGUCUUUUUUAUUUCCAGUAGUCAAUAUUUAUAACUUUAAUAAAUUAUUUAUGUAGUAGAUGGCCUUGCUUAAAGGCUCAGAGAUGCACCCUUGUUUUAUAGUCCAAAGUAUAUAAUAUACCAAUACGUUUUAUGUAUGUUUUUUUUUUCCUGGUAUUGCAAUAGAAACUAAAGGGAAAGCUUUAUGUUUAAGCUCGUUCUAUUUUUUACUUUACUAUGAUUAUGAGAAUUUUAACGAGAGUUAUUUUUCGAUGACUACACCGACAGAAUGUUUUAAAGAAUGAGUUGGAUUUAUCUUUGGAGAUCACUCGAAUGUUUGGGCUUGUGCAAUGCCUUUUUAUAAGGAAUACAUAUAUAUUCAGAUAGCUCAAAUAUAAUUCAUGUUUGCAUUCAAUGAAACCACAUCCACACCACUGAACUGAAUAGUUCACCCAAAAAUUGAAAAUAAUGACAGAAUUAUAAAAAUUUUUGGUGAAUUAUUCCUUAAUGUGAGGGUUUUGAUUGUGAAGACAGUAAAAUUACUCUAUUAAUGAUGUUUAUUGACAUGUGACUUUAUUUCCUUUGGAUUUGCUCUGCAUUAAUGUGCCAAUACAGCACUUCAAAAUCAACUAUAUCACAUAGCUGCUUUCUCUUUGAUUGUCAUAAUUUUUUGCCUUGUUAUAUCAUAACUAAUUGUAAUAUACUUGAAUUGCCAAAUCACUUUCAACUAGCUCAGUUUUUCUCUGAAAGUCGAAUGUUUUUCUUGCACUUAUUUAUCAGACAGAUGUUUUAAGCAUUGAAAAUUGGACCUGACAACAAAAACUGUGAACUUCCCUUAAUAAUGUUCACUUUUGACACUUUUUACAGUCAUAGUAGGAGUGAUACUUCUGAGAAGUCAAGCUGUAGGACCAUGAGUCAAAAAUGCUUGUUAGUCAGAAACAAAAUUUCCGCUAUUAUACUGUUCCAAAACUAAUGAGCUGCCUUGCUUGUCUACCGCCUACAUAGGCAGCUACCUUCAAAGGCAGCAUCCUAACUGAAAUAGAACCUUAGUGACUGAUCUAGUUCAUCUGUAAAUGCUUCGUAACCAGUUGUCUAUGUAAUCAGCUCACUAGUUUUUGGAACAAAUCCUGAACAAAAACAGAAAAAUAUUGUGCCAACUGAUAUGUGCAAGUUUUUCUUUUAUCACAAAUCUGUGAAUGUCAUAAAGAUAGAGUGCUGCAGGAAUGAGUCCUAAAACCCAGAAAUGAGUUUACAUUUUUUGCACUUCUGGUUCCAUCAUCUUAAAGUCAGUAGGUUUUUUAAAUGGGUUUUUGGUUAAAGGCCUGAAAUAAGGUCUGUGGUUAACAGAAGCUCAAAAUAUUUUCACAUUUUAUUCUACGACAUAAAAUACAUCUGUAAUACCCUACUUGUGUUUUUUAAGCUUUCAUGUGUCUUGAAAAGUGUGGCUGAUAAUAAGUGGUUAACCUAUAGAGGUUGUCAGGAUGAUUAAACAUCAUGCCAAACAGGUAAACUCAUCUACUCACUAGUCCUCUUUUACAGCCUUAUUGUGUUUAUAAUCACGCUCCUGCAAAUUCUUCUAACUCAGACUUUCCAAUUUUUAAGACUGGAAGAGUUGUUGGAAGCUUAAUGGUGGUGACGUGACGUUGAAGUCUUGCGACCGUGGUGUAGUUCGUUUAUGGCCUAAGUUUAGCUUUUUAUUUCUGACGAUUGUAUUUAGUCUUCAAAAUUCCUAAAAGUUGUGUUCAAGAUUACUUUGAACAACAUUUGUAAGAAUUAUAAAAUUUUGUUGGUCACAGAGCUUAUUUUCUGCAGUAAUCCAAAAGCCAAUGGGAAAGUACUAACUCCUGGGUUGGCACACAAAAUACAUCAUCACUGCAGCGCUCUAUGACUUCUGUAUGCUAACAGUAUAACGGUGCAUUUCUUGUACCCCUUCAAAAAUCAAUGGUCUUUCUUUAUAGUCUGUUGAAAUAGGGUCCAUUAAAUUUAAAGGUGGAGUGUGUAAUUUUUUUUUUCUGUUACUAUACUUUUAUCCUAUAUUAAGUAGAACCAGAAGUAAAUAAUUUGUAGAUUGAUUGCACUGAAAAGUGCAAAAGGGGUCAUAGGAGUGUUUGGGAAACCUGCUUGGUACCACUAGUGCCAUAGAAAUUACACACUUCAUCUAUAAGAGAAAUUUAAUUUGCACAUAAGAAUGACAUUAAUAGAAUAAUGCAUUCUAUGUGUGGGAAUUUACAACUAAUACUUUUGAUUGUUCUUGAGAGUACUGCAACAGCAUUGUUUUUGACAAUGAACAGAUUUCAAAAUAUACACAUUUAUAUCCCUAUUACCACUGUAGUUUUGCAAUGUUAUGCUCAGAGACUUAUGUGGGUAAUUCACCAAAUAAGGAUGUUUCUGUCAUUUAUUUACUCACCUCAUGUCAAUCCAAACCCGUAUACUGAUAUUUUAAUUCUGAAGUGAUAUGAUAGCAUUGUUUAGGGAGCACGUCUCGGGCUAUGACUGUAACCUUGACUCCCUGACAAGGGAACGAGAUGCUGUGUCAUGGUAUUGAUGCUUUGGGAACGCCUCUGCGUGAUUGCAUCUGAAGCACAAGUGUGAAAUCAGUUCAAUGGCAAAACAGGACAUCACAGGCGGGGUGACGUCAUGACCAGGAAAUCAUAAAAGCACAUCCGGAAUGACCGGUGUUAGCUUCUACUGAGCCAAAGCUAGUCGAUCACAGGGAUUAAGGAAGUAGGCAGGAAGAUGUAGCGUCUUGUUCCCUUCUCAGUCGUAACCCUAGAUGUUCCCUUUCAAGGGAAUUCACACUGCAUCACGGUAUUGAUGCUUUGGGAACGAUAAUACCCAAACCACUAUGCUUACAAGUGCGUCUGUGUAAAUACUGCAAGCACACCUUAAAACAAAAGCACCUGUGAACCUGGUGCAGAGCCCAAGUCCAAAUCAUAAAAUCUUACAAAUGUGAGCAGAGAAGGAGAACAUCUUGAAGGGAUACCCCUGACAAUAAGGCCUUAGAGGCCACCAUACUCCUAGUCAAAUAAGCUCUGACAGCCAAAGGUGAGGGCUGACCAGAGACCUCAUAAGCAAGAGAGAUAGCCUUAACUAUCCAUUUGUUUAGUGUAUGCUUGGAUGCCGGACGUCUUCCCUUAUGUGAACCAAAGCACACAAAUAACUAAUCAGUUUUCCUCCACAGGAACAGUGUCCCAGUGCUCUCACUGGACACACAAGGUUCAGCUUUUCCCGGUCCUAAUCUCUGAAAAUUAUAGGCCGUGGCACAUUGGUAGGCAUGUUAGGCUCAUAGAUUGGUCUAGGGUAUAAGAAUACCUUAACCAUCCCCGGUGCAAAUUCAAGACACAUAGGGGACACCGACAUGGCCCGGAGGUCUCCCACUCUCUUAAGAGACGUAACGGCUAGAAUUACUUUUUUCAGGGUCAGAAACUUUUCUGGAACAAACUCAGUAGGCUCAAAGGGAGCCGUAGACAGACCUUCUAGCACAAUGGCCAAGCCCCAGGCUGGUACUCUAGUGCGGCUUGCAGACCACAGCCUCAAGGCAUCUCGGAGGAAAUGUGUCACCAGUGGGUUUCUUCCCAGGGAUUCACCACCCAAAGGCACAUAGUAAGUAGCUAUGGCCGCCAAAUACCCCUUCAGAGUGGAAGAGGAUAACCCUGCGGAAAACCGAUCCUGCAGGAACUCCAGCACUGUACCAACCGGGCAGUUAACUGGAUCCCACUGUCGAUUUCUGCACCACUUCAAGGCAUACAGCUUCCUCGUGGAAGGAGCUCUGGAGUGAAAUAUGAUCCCAACAACCUCAGUUGAGAGGCUGGAUUGUAGGAGUUGGGCCCCCUCAAAGACCAAACCCACAGCUUCCACAAUUCUGGGUGGGGGUGAAGGAUUGAGCCCCCUGCCUGAGACAGAAGGUCCCUCCUGACCAGAAUCUCCCACGGAGAGCCAUCGAGGAGGGACACAAGGUCACAGAACCACACAGAACGAGGCUACUAGUAACAGAUGGACCCCGUCCCUGCGGACUCUCUCCAGAACUCCCGGCGGCAGACCAAUUGAGGGAAAAGCAUACAGACAUAGCCUCUGCCAUGUGGGCACCAUGGCAUCCAAUCCCAGCGGGAUGUCUGCUCCCUGACAGGAUGUCUGCUCCCUGAUUUUGGUACCCAGGAAUGUAGACUGCUCUCAGGGAGAGCCUUUCCUGAGACCACAGGAGGAUCUGAUGUGCCAGUUUGUAAAAGUGGGCGCAACCGCAGACCCCCUGAUGAUUUAUAUAAGAGACCGCCGAUGUGUUGUCUGUCCGAACUAGCACAUUAUGGCCCCUUAGGUCUGGGAGGAAAUGCUUCAAUUCUAGAAAGACAGCCAUCAUCUCAAUCUGCAGGACCUAUUGUGACACAUUUGACAGAAGUUCCCACACUGCCAGAUGGUCUACUAAGGGAACCAGUCUCUCGAGACUGGCCUCUGGUGUAAUCUGAGAAGUCACCAUGGUGCCCUGAAGUGAAUGAGCAGGGAACAACUGAACUGACUGCUCUAAUAUCCUCCUUGGAGGAUGCGAGCAUCCCAGUGGCAGCUUCUUUGCCGAAGCCUUCUAUGCGAGAAUGACGGUUCUCAGGUCCAUCUUCUGCUUAGGAGGCUUCAUCUGAGAGUGCCGUCCCGACCCUAUAUGAGGAGCUAUUCAACGGCUCCCGCCCAGCAGCUCCAGAGACCUGAGCCUGGUGAGGGAGGUAACGUUUGAACGCUUCCGUCUGCUUUUUGCCUCCUGAAACCUCUUUUGAUGACCGGAUUCAUUGUGUCACCAAAGAGGCCAGGAGGAGAGAGCAGAGGGUCCAUGAGAAACAUUUUAUCGUUCUCUUUAAUAUCGGAAAAAUUUAACCAGAGAUGCCUCUCUACGGCCACAAGGGCUGCCAUAGAAGGACCGAUGGCUCUGGCCAUCUCCUUGGUGGCCCGGAAAGACACAUCUGUGGCCCGUCACACCUCUUUAACCAUGUUUUUUGUACAGAAGUUAAUGCCUGGUCAUUCCAGGUGUGCUUUUAUGCUUUCCUGGUUAUGGCGUCAUCCCGCCUGUGACAUUGUUCACCACUGGACAGAUUUCACACAUUUUCUUUAGACGCAAUCAUGCAGAGGCAUUCACAAAGCAUCAAUACCAUGAUGCAGCAUGAGUUCCCUCAAAAGGGAACUAAAAAUCACUGAAUCACAGAUUAUCAAAAUCUCUUCUUUUGUGUUCCAGGAAAAAAAAAAAAAACAGCAUAAGGGUUUGGAACAGCAUGAUGGCAAGUAAAUAAUGACUUGAAUUGUCACGUUUGGGUUAACUAUUCCUUUAAUUGACCUGAUCAGUAAUUAGGGCAUUUGAAUGUGACCUUUUCUUUGAUUGGCUGAAUGUCCGGUGACCUCACCUUCGACAAAGGAACUGUGUGUAGUAGCACGCUGUAGAACCCUGUAAAUAAUUUCAGGUUCAAAGCGCAUUGUGUGAAUCAAGUGUAACUGGAGUCAUAUUCUAAUAAAUCUCUUACUGUUCAGAC